AUGAAUGUUUUGAAGCGAUUGUGGAUUCAUUACAUUAAUUAUCCCAUAAAUGAGCCGAAAGAAAAGAGGCGACAAUUGCAUGAAUUCUUGAGAUACUGUUUGGUGAAGAAUGAAGACCAGGAUCUGUUGGCGGACUGCGAGCCCCGGGAGCUGUCGAUAGUGGUGAGCAUCGGUAACAUAUUGAUCAACCAUCUGAACACUGAUGUCCACAAUGUGUGCUCACAAUUGAGACCAUCCGAUGACACCUCCAGUGCUGUCUUCGACUACUUGUGCGGAGACAUCGGUUCGCAACUGAUUCGUGUGAUCCGUAUAUUGAACCGAAAGGACGCUCUCCUCUAUAACUGUGAAUUGUCUCACCUUUUGGUCCAUUCGUUGACUAUUUUGUUGAACGAUAAACGAGUGGACGAUUUGGUUGGAAGUGAUGCCAAAGUCAAUAGAGUUGACACCCGUUGCCAAUCAGUGCAUUCAAUCAACGACUGCUUCCAGACUUUGAGUUGCAUUCAGUUUAAGCCUAACUUAGAGGAAAGCCUUUCGCCCAUAAAAGUCAAGUCAUUAGUUAAGCCGAAGAGGUCUACAGAUCGGUUCCAAUCGCCGAUCAAUUACGACAUGUCUGACAGCGACGACUCGGAGGUUAAGUUAACAAACAUUCAUCUGAAUAAGACUUCACUCCUCCACAUGUCAGACAUGACUACUUUCGACAAAACGUCGGUGUCUUAUGAUUCAAACGACGACUUCACUGAUAGACAUGACGUUCAGAAAGAAGUGUUUUGUGUCAAAGAAGAGGAUGAGAUAAUGAAAACCAAUUCAAUUGAGUUGUUCUCGUGUUGUGUGGAUAUUCUGACUGAGUUUGCAAUGUAUGAACAGUUCCUCAAAGAGGAUCAACUCUUCAAUUUGAUUCCUCGUGUUUCCUAUUAUAUCAGCGAAGAGUUGAGUGCAUCGAUCGUUGAUAUGUUUAAAUUGAUUGAUGACAACAAUUGUCAGACAUUAUUACCGGUGAUGAGUCGAGUGAAGAACCUGUUAUUCAUCUCUUACUCGACGUUAAGCCGAAGUACUACUGGUCUAAAGUUGUUUGAAAACAUAGGUCUUUGCGAGCGUUUGGUGGAAGUGAUGGAAUAUCUAUCGACUUUACGUCAAAGUGAGGCCAAUCGCCAGAUUUGUGAUAUAUUUUGUGGUUUAUUACUAUUAUUCACAAGUAUUUGUCAGUACCUUAAUUACACUAAGCAUUACGUUAUUGUCUUAAAGUUGAUUAGAUUAUACACGAGUUCGGGUGCAAACCGUUUGCUCUCAUUUAUAGUCAAAUCGCAAACUAGUCUUAUGUCAGAUAUUGAACCCAUUGUCAAUGCACUCAAGCAACUGAUUAUUUCUCUACAAAGAGCUAAACUACUCUACAUUCACAGCAACUCUUGCGCCCGAAAGCGGCACUCGAAGUGUGAUUUAAGUCCAUUCCUCAGUCAUCACAACAACGUCUUCGGCACUCAAGUAUCGCACAGCACUUCCAAUAAGUAUCCAUUUUGUUGCAUAUCUUCCGUCUAUAAUCUGAUGCUUUCCAUUAUAAACGACAAUCACUUGGAGUCCAUUCAACUGUUUGUCGCCCAAACUCUCUCGUCCGUUAUCACCUGUUGUUGUGAUUUCAAUCAUGUUUUGCAAACUUUAUUGAAACUCUGUGUCAAUACAGAGUCGCCAGUCGUGAGGAAAGAGAUCUUCAAGAUCAUUGAGUAUAACAUUAAGUCUCAGAGCAAACAUAGUCACCAAAAUUGCUGCCAAUUCUGUGAAAACAGAUUUAAUAAUUUGCAGAUUCAGUCCAAAUCUGUUCCCGGAUUCGCUGAUUCCUCGUACAGCGAGGGCUACAGCACUGACAAUACCAUCGGUGACACGAAUCAAACCGAAGAACUUUUCUCCACUCAAUACAAGUUAUUAUUGAAUAGUAAAGACAUAGCAAUAAGACAGUCGGUGUCCAAACAUCUCUGGAAACUAAUCCAUUUCUGCAGCGAUGACACAAAACGUAUACUUUUUAAAUACGUAAUAAUGCCGUCAUUUUUCAGCAAAGACACGCCUCAAGACGUGAUGGAACUGUUGCUGCAAUUGUUGGGCUCAUCAGUGAACGACACGAAUGUGGCGAAAAUGCUCAUCAGUUUCGGGGGUCUCUCCAAUUUGAGGCAACUUUUAAGAAACACUGAUAACUGUUUGUUGGCUCUGAGUGUACUCCAAGUACUCGUUAUCAACGAAACAGAAAAUUACUUAAAUAUCAAUCAAAGCGAUAAUGGUAUGAAUGGUAUGGACGAGAACUAUAGCUCGUUAUCAAUAUUUGCGGAUAUUAUUUGCGAAGACACAGAUAAAUGUGUUUUACAAAUAAAGCACUUGUUUGCCGACAAUACUAUUAAUAGUCUCGACUCCAGUCUUGAGUCAAUCAAUUUGGUUAAUGAGGACAACAUUGACACUAUUAAUAUUGAUUAUGAAUCGAGUGCACGACACCAGCUUAUCCAGCAAUUGCAAUACGUGUCCAAUUUGUGGUCAAUUAACUUGAAAUUAGUCAAUAUUUCGCCAAAUUAUUCACAAUUCAUCAAAAGCUCAUCCAAUUGUCUCAUUGACUCUAUUUAUAGCUUUUUCCGCAUAUCAUUGGAUUUACUCAUCAAACAAAUCGUUAAAAUCUCAGAUUCUUUCCAAAAGUCUGACUCAACAGCAAUAGAAGAACUCAACCAAUGGAUCCAAACACUGAUAAAUAUCAUUGAAUUAUUAUUACCCGUUUGUCUACAACUCUGUCCCUUCAAAGUCUCUUCAAAUGAAUCAUUGAUCGAUAGAAAGGAAAUUAUGUCUUUAAUUAAGCACCAAAUCAAUGAACUCGAAGACUAUCGAUAUGAUAGUGAGAAAAACCCUUUGAUGCAAACUUUGAACACUUUAAUCAAUUGUUCGCUAAACAUAUCUCACGUCUCGUCCAAUAUAUUCCCGACGUUUACUAAAAUCCAUAAAAAGUGUGUUUCAAAGGACUCUCUCAAUAAUUGCGGUAAAGACUCGACCGAUGAGGACGAGGACUACUGUGACAGUGGUUACGAUGCAGACAUAGAAAGCAUGGAAACUUCCCAUACUUUACUCAAUAUGAUUACUCGACAGAGCAGUCAAUCAAAGUCACCGAAAAGUUUACCAUUUUUCAAAAACGCCGAAUUGUGUCGAAUUGUGAUCGAAUUCUUGAGUUCCCAUAAAGACUCGUUUAGUAGUGAAACAAAUCUGCAAAACGUCUCAACAAUUGUACUAAAACUUGUAAAAUAUUGCAGAGAAAAUCCACAAAAUCUUCAGAUAUUAUAUGAAAAUGGUUUCAAUUCAUUGCUAUUAAACGGUUUCAACGGUCUAUUCAUAAGCGGUGGUAAGGAGUCGCGAGCUCUUCAGUCGGCGAUUUUGGACUUAUUUGUGGAGAUUUCUCACUACAAAAUCAGUUCACAUGAAUUAAAGCUAUUCUUCAACUUAUUUAAAGACUCGAGAACUCAGUUAGACUUAUGUCUCAACGCUUUGCAUCAAAUCCUUUCCAUCAGAAGUUCUGAACGCAUAUCAAAGCCAUUGUAUUCAAUGAGUUUUCCCGUCGAACCGAUUUUGGUCUCAUCUCUACAUCCAGAGAAUCCUAUCAUAUCUUCAUUUGUGGGCCAAAUGCGACACUCAAUCAUAUAUGACUCGAAGACCAAAUCCAAUCAAAUCAGUUGGAGUACGGCUGCCAUCGCUAUGCCAUUACCGAAACCCGAAGAACUGUUCACCACUUCAUGCAAAACAUUUUCAUUAGCUUUUUGGUUGUUUUUGGAUAAGAAUAUUGUGUUUUCUAAACCAAACCAAAAUCUUGAAGACAAUAAUUUCAAUAAUCUAAACGAAAUGAACAUAAGUGUCAAUAGGAACCACGAAUUCCGGGUUCAUUUAACUUCUAUAGCAUUCGAGUCGUCGACUAUUGAAAUCUGGUUUGACUUUCAUUUCACGCAAUUUGUGUACAGAAUAUGUAAACUAAUAAAUGGCAAGAAUGUGGUCUACGCCGAAGAAGUGCAGACAAAUAUCGGCGACCUUUUGGGUAAAUGGCAUCUCUUGCGCUUCAACUUCAAAGAAGUUUAUCUCAAGAGAUCCUCGUCAUCGCUGUCUAUAUCUCAAAGUAUUGACGGGAUUAGUGAGCAGUCGAUUAAACUGAACUAUUCUAAUGUGAUCCCAAAGAGGUGCCAAUCGGUGACAAUAUUGUUGGGAAGCGUACACAACAGUCCGAUUGAGUGGAAAUGUGGAAAUCUGAUGCUUUUCCGGAGCUCUCUAUCGCUGGAGUCGACGCUCUACUUAUACUGUUUAGGAUCUGAUUUCUCAAACUUUUCUCAUUGCAAACUCAACAACAAAACCCUGUCAUUGAUAAUACCGAAGAGUUUGUCGAACUCUAACUUCAUAGACGUUUUGCCGGCAUUUCGCGAAUUGUCUCAAUCGGACAAAAGUCACACAUUAGAGGACAAUAUAAUGGUUGUCUACAAACCGAUCAAAAGCGACCGAUUCCUGGUGUAUCCCAAACCGUCGGUCGCCAACAACUCAUAUUUCCCGAAAAUACCGUUUGCCAUGACUUCGAAGCGUAUUUCAUCCAACAUCACUCUCUCCAACGCCUCCGAUAUCACUGAACAUAAAGUGCUUGAAUUUGGCCGAACGGACGGACAGUUUCAUUAUGGCGUCCAUAAGGCUGUGUCAGACGCCGGAGGGAUCGAAGUAUUUAUGUUUCUUUUCGCUCAUAUUAUCGAUACAACAAGUGAUGAAAAAUUGCAAUCAAAAGGACUCGAAAUUAUGCUCAAAGUAUAUGAUUCUCACGUUCAGCACAGGGAUGUGUUCAUCAAUCAAUACGACGGACUGUCCCUCAUUGGACUUGUCUUAGAGAACUCGAAAGCAAUUAUCUCUCAAUCAAUGCUAAGAAAUUUUGUCCAGUUUUCUAUCAGUAACUGCGAAAACGAUGCUAUAAUCACAUCGAGUGAAAGCAUUGCAACCCUAAUCAGCUCGUGGAAGGCUUGGCACCGGAAUCCCAUCACCACUAAAGCUCUCUAUCAAACAUUAUUGUCUCUCAUCUCUUAUACAAAUCCAUACAAAAGUUUUAAUAUCUUUCAAAUGAAAAGAGCAAAUGUUUUACAAUUAAUUCUAUUCAUGACACAAGAAAUGUAUAUUCAAUUGAAUGAUCAAAAGGAACUCCACUUAACAAAAGACUCAUUAGUAUUAGUGCUUAAAAUUCUGAAGAUUCUGAUGGGAAGACCUCCUGAUAUCUCGCUAUUAAGCGAUGUGUUUGACUGUCUUCUACUACUACAUAGGGCUGAAUCUGCUUUCAUAAGUCAAUCGAGAAAUUCAUUUUACUAUUUAUUUCCGUCCGUUUGGAACAUUGAUAUGGAGUCGGGAUCCCAGAGAUCCAGUCAAUUAGAUUUGGAAGCCAUUGAUGUCGACGAAUGGGAGAUCAUAUCGGAAGAAGAGAUAUCAUUAACAGACGAAGUGGUCGACGACUGUCGCGACCAAAUCACUGCCGGUUUGAUAUCAUUGAUUGGAGAGAUGAUCGACUCAAUGGGUGAGGAUAUGUUGGUCAAAGUGGUCGGUCCUAUCAUUAAAUUAGAAUAUCUGACGGUUUUGGCGAACAACAAGUCAUUCCGUGUGCGGGAGUCCGUUAUGUCUACUCUUUACACGUGUGUUAAGAGAUGUAAAUCAACCGAAGCUAUGAAUCAGUUCAUCAAAAGUAAAGGAUUACACCUAUUGGCCAAUCAAUUGCACAGAUUUCCCACAUCUUCUAAAUUGAUGAACAUAUGUCUGGCCAUCAUAUUAGAUGUGAACGAUUUGUCUGACUUCUCAAUAGAGGAAUCGUUUGAGAUUAAUAGAGGGCCUAAUGAAUGGCAAUCAGAGCUGUUCGUACCAUUCUUUGCAGUACUUCCCAAAUGUGUUUAUGACAUCUCUUUGAGUCACAACGCAUUGCAAGCUUUCUAUCGACUCAUGUCUUCAUUUAGCACAUCGUUUCUCAAAGAGCUCUACGAAAACGGUUUACUCGAGUGUCUGUCAAAAGUCAUUAUAAGUCAUAAUAGUUAUAAACAGAGGUCUGAAUCACAAACCAUCGAAAUAAACGACGGAUACGAAGAAGACUUGGUAUACGAAGACGUGAACUAUAUUUUGCGUGAUUUCUCUGCGAUGUUCUUCUCCGCUCCGGGAGUUAAUAAUCACACCAUUUAUUGCAAUGCUUUGCAGUUCUUCGCACUUCUAGAGAGAAAGACUCAGUCGACCAACAAAUCUGCGUUUAGGGACAACCAAAUAGCACUGUUUGAGUCGGCAUUUGAUUGCAUCCAAAAUAUCGCUGACGAGACUAAAAGCAUUCCUCAUAAGAACUCCAGAGCCGCAAAUACAGCCGAACUCUUUCUCAAUAUGUUUUCACUGCCGGAUGAGAACUAUGACAGCGGAUCCGUUUCACCGAAUAACGAGACAUUCGACUCGUCUUCGUUCACCAGUUUUGACAAUUCGGACAGAAUUCGCAACAAUUCUAAUAAAACACAUCUUCAUAGCAAAGAAGUGAUCGAACGCUUUAAAGACUUGAUCCCCAAAUCCGUGGACUUUAUUCUAUUCAAAAGCGAAGAUUGUGUGCCCAAUGAUAAGGAGAAAUACUUUUCGCUCAGUAUUUUGCAUAUAUUGUGUCAGAUUCUAGAAGUGAUUCAUACGGAGGGCUCGCGAAACAAGAAGAAGACUCUUUGGAUUAACAUCUUAUGGAACUGCAGGGAAACCAUUAGAAGUCAAAUAUCAAGACUUGUCUUAUAUCUGAUAUCUCCGCUGCAAACCAUAGAAACCAGACUUUUCAGUAUUUCAUCGAUUACUUCCUUAAAUUGUUUUCCAAAUUUAGUCAAAUCUAACGAAGAGUUUGGAUAUAACUUCAAAGCAUUUGUGUUUGAUUUGAUUGAUGUGCUCAGCGAUAAUGAAAAGCUAAAAGAUUUGUAUUUAUUGCUUAAAGUGAUUGACUCUCAGAUAUCAAACAUUGGCGACAAGAACUACAAAGAAAUGCUUAGCCAUUGGUUCGACAAUUUGUCUCAAUUCAAGAAGAUCUACGAAAAGUCAAUUGAGUCGACGAGAGAGCGGACAUUCAACCGGAUGAAGCAAUUGAGUCGCAAAGUGAUGGAAACCGCCAUUUCUGUCACCCGAUCGGUAGUGGAGGCGCAGAACAAAGAGAGAAAGCAAUAUAUUUAUCACUUGAAAAGGGAUCGAACAAAGAAUUUUAUGCUUAAGAAGUCGUGGAAAUGGAUUGUGGAUCAGUUAACGCACGAGAAGGCCGUCUGGUAUUUCGAGGACUGUUAUCCCAACUCGUGGUCUUUGGAUCCGAUCGAAGGCCCGAAUCGUAUUCGACGUAAAAUGAAGAGAUGUUCUCUUGAGAUAUCCGACCGAUUCUUUUCGGAUCCCAAAAGUCACCGAAAGUCAAAGCAAUUGCUUUCAUAUAUUUUUAGUUCCGAUUCGACCGACUCUUCAGUACUAAUCGAUAGACUUCACGCCAACGAACGCAUUAUCUAUACCUCAAACGCAUCGGUCAUAACACCGGACGAAGAAUUUCCCGGAGAAAUACUGAUCAGUAACUCAUGUAUUCAUUUCAUAAGCGAAACCAAAGAAACGGACGGUUGUAUCGGAGAGGACAGCCAAACAAAAGUGUUGCCCUUCGAAGAGAUCCAGGAAUUGCUUAAAAGGAGAUAUCAGUUGCAGAACAACGCGUUAGAGAUAUUCCUGACCAAUGGGUUGACGUAUUUGAUUGCUUUCGAGGCAUACGAAAAGCGCGAAGAGUUCUUGAAUCAGGUCUUAAGCAAGAAUUUGCCGAAUGUUUUUGAACCCAAAUGUUUGGUCGCAUUGACACAAAUGUGGAGAGAGAGACAGAUCUCGAACUUCGAGUAUUUGAUUCAUUUGAACAAAAUUAGCGGAAGAACUUUCAACGAUUUGAUGCAAUACCCCAUCUUUCCGGUCAUUUUAGCCGACUAUGAGAGCCAUGUGUUGGACUUAAAGGAGUCCAAGUCGUAUAGAAAUCUCUCCAAACCUAUAGCCAUACAACUGAAAAGUCGCGAAAAGUAUUAUAUCGAUCAAUACAAUUACCUGAAGAAUGAAUACGACAGAAACCAAGACAAUGGCGAGUCGAUGAUGGCGGCCACCACUGCUCCCUUCCAUUACGGCGCCCAUUACAGCAAUAGCGGAACUGUUCUCCACUUCUUGGUUCGUUUGCCGCCAUUCACUCAAAUGUUUCUCAACUAUCAGGACAACAACUUCGACAUACCUGACCGCACGUUCCACUCGAUGGCCACGUCGUGGAAGUUGGCCACAAGCGAGUCGACCACUGACUUCAAAGAGUUUAUACCGGAGUUCUUCUUUUUGCCAGAAUUUCUGGUCAAUAACGAGAACUUCAAUUUCGGUGUCCGUCAGAGUGGACAACCCGUACAUAACGUCCAGUUACCCGUUUGGAGCCGAUAUAACGCUCGACUCUUUGUGCUAAUCAAUCGACAGGCGCUUGAAUCCAAUCACGUCUCGCAGAAUCUGAACAAAUGGAUUGAUUUAGUGUUUGGAUACAAACAAACGGGUAAAGCGGCCGUCGAUGCCAUUAAUGUCUUCCAUCCGUCCACUUAUUACGGAACAGAUGUCUCCAAAAUAGAAGACCCGGUAAAGCGAAUGGCGAUACAGACGAUGAUUAAAACGUUCGGUCAAAUGCCUAAACAACUGUUCCCGAAGUUUCCGCACCAGGAGUUAGCACAAGACGUUCAGUUGCCUCUUGAGAAGGAUGUGACGCAAGUGAUGGGCGAAGUGGUUGGUCUCAAAUGGGGUUCUUAUGUGGGCUCACCCGCAGAACCCGAGCCCACAGUUGUGUUGAAGAAUAAUUACUCCACAAAAAUAAGUCAUUUGAUUGCUCUGUCGACUAACGAUGUGUUCGCAAUGCCUCCCAAUUCUAGUCUAUUUGUAACGUAUAGCCGCCAAAAAGGAGGUGCGCUUAUGAAUACCUCUUAUAUCACUUCAGUGGCUCUGUGUUUGUGGUCUAACCCCGACUCUACCAUUAAAUUCAUGUUAGACUCGUCAUCAACGGUACCAUUCAUUGCAGCUAACGUUCUCUUGGAUGAGAUAACAUUUUGUAAAUCAGUUCCUAAUUACGAUAUUCUGCUAAUCGGCUAUUCUUCUGGAACUAUCAUCGCAUACGCCAUCGCACAACCUAUUAAGUCAAACCAAAAGAUUGAACUGAAAAGACCUCAAACAACACUUUACGGCCACUCGAAUGCAAUCACUUGUAUAGCAAUCAGCAAAUCAUUCAGUAUUGCAGUGACGGGCGACUCGACCGGCAUUUGUAUGGUUUGGGAUUUGAGUCGCUUUUGUUACGUACGAACACUUUCUGACCAUAAGUUUGUCAUUGAUUUACUGGCCAUAAGCGAGACUUUGGGCGAUAUUAUAUCAGUGAGUCAUCAGAACCAUGGAAUGGAGUCUCUUUUAUGUGUCCACACUAUUAAUGGAGAACUCGUGGGACAAGUGGUAACCGAUACACGUAUUACAGCCGUCUGUUAUUCGACAGCACCGGAAGGUUUGUCAGUCAACGUAAUCGCUACGGCUUUUACCGAUGGGACCAUCAAAUUAUGGAGUUCUUGGGAUUUGGCGCCCGUUAGACAACUCCAGACUGACAUCAAUAUACCUAUAAAUUGGUUCGUAUUUUACUAUUGAUUACAAAAUAAUUUCAAAAAUAAUCGAUUGAUUAAUGUUUGUUAAACAGUAUAACGUAUUCCAAUGAUAACCAACUGUUAUAUGUGGGCUAUUGUGACAAUACAGUCGUCGUGUGGGAAAAUAGUGGCAAUAAAAAGGGUUCCCGUAAUCCAAGUCUUACAAUAUUGUGAACAAUUGUUUUUUAAUCAAAUUAUUUUUAUUGUAGAAAAAAUGUUUUAUUUUAUAUACUAUUUAUUAAUUAUGAAUAUAUUCCAGAUUAACACUUCCAG
Messenger RNA from Oppiella nova, 9941 nucleotides. The record is from the annotation of a GenBank genome assembly. NCBI's taxonomy places the organism in Eukaryota, Metazoa, Arthropoda, Arachnida, Sarcoptiformes, Oppiidae.